AUGCCACAACCGACGGGUCGAAUCGAAUCGUCAGAGCCAAACAGCGUGGGGGCGGCAUGGAUAUUUACACACUGGAGUAGUGAAAAGGAGAAAAGAGAUACGCCUGGAGGGAUCGCGACAUCUCUCGCAUACUACCCUCACCUCAACACCCUCCGCGAGUAUUUCGGUCGACCGGUUGAUGUUAUAGCCGUCUCCAAGGAGGCCUCACCGCCGCCGGUACGCUCGAGGUCGGGUCCUAAAGACUAUCUUAUCACCCUACGGUUGGUUGACCCUUCACUUGUCCCCGAGCGGCAGCAAGGAAUCGCUACUCGGAUCUUUCGACCUGAUGAACACGCACUUCCAAAAGUCUAUCGCGGCGAUGUCGUGGUUCUACAUGACUUCCAAGUGCAAAAUCGGCGAAGAGAAAUUUCGCUCUCGAGCACAAACACUUCCGCCUGGGCGGUAUUUAGAAAGGGUCGUUUAGAAGGAGAUAUCUCAGGCCCUCCCUUGGAAUACGGCGCUGGAGAAUCCGCCCUGGCUAGGAUCCUCUUCGACUGGUGGAUCCAAAUCGAUCACCGUCAACCUCCCGCUGGCGCGGUAGUGCCGCAUUAUGAGGAGAAUAUUGAAACCACUGAAGGGACCGAUUAA
This is a messenger RNA of Cladophialophora immunda, 627 nucleotides long. RefSeq lists its product as uncharacterized. The record is from RefSeq and is a predicted model, not a curated record. Gene Ontology annotation, biological process: telomere capping; regulation of telomere maintenance via telomerase. Gene Ontology annotation, cellular component: chromosome, telomeric region; nuclear telomere cap complex. Bases 1 to 627 code for a protein of 208 amino acids. Gene Ontology annotation, molecular function: telomerase inhibitor activity; G-rich strand telomeric DNA binding. NCBI's taxonomy places the organism in Eukaryota, Fungi, Ascomycota, Eurotiomycetes, Chaetothyriales, Herpotrichiellaceae. The transcript has a single exon.